Molecule: messenger RNA, 3518 nt
Organism: Priapulus caudatus
Lineage: Eukaryota; Metazoa; Priapulida; Priapulimorpha; Priapulimorphida; Priapulidae
Product: coiled-coil domain-containing protein 40-like
Exons: 7
Coding region: 16-2832 (938 amino acids)
Biological process (GO): axoneme assembly
Cellular component (GO): cytoplasm
Source: RefSeq, a predicted model, not a curated record
AGGAAACAGGCAAACAUGGAUGAAAAUCAGGAGAGUGGCAACCCUUCAUUAGUAGAUGGCCAGAAGGUGUCAGACGACAGCACCACAGUGUCGUCUGCCAUUCUCAACGGCGCUAAUAGUUCUCUUGUAACCGCGGCGACGGCAGAGGAGCUGCACCACCCCACAAUGGACGACGUCAUAGAAUCAUCAGAGGAGACCUUCGCCGUUGUCCCGGCCGCACCCAGCACGCCACCUGGUGGGGACAGUGGCGACAAUGAGCUGGUGGUCUUGGAUCCUGAUCAUCCGCUGAUGCAGAGGUUCCAGGCGGCACUGCGGCAGCACCUGCAGAAGCAGCAUGAUAAGCUAACGAUGGAGCUACGAGAGACAUCCGAAUCUUUGAGAAAUCGAAUGAAGGAUAGGGAAGAUAUGGGUGUGACUCUCUACAAUGUUCAGCAGGAACUGGCCAGACAGCAGAUGUUGUUGGAAAAGGAAAUGGAUGAAUUUAGCAGAUUGAAUGAUGAUAGAGGGCAUCUCGAAGCCGAAGUUAAGCAGGUGAUGGACUCCCAGAAGCAAUUGAAGACCACUGUUUCGCAAAAGCAAGUUAAAGGUGCCGAAAUGCAGUCAGAGCUGGACAUGCUUACAUCAAAGCUGGCUCAUCUAUCCCAAGCUAAUACUGAUCUUAGGUCAGACAUAGCUGUGAUGAAGCGAGUGGCCAGAAAGGCAGACAGCGAGAUCAGCCAGUCUGAGACGGACAAGCUACGGCAGGAUCUACUCGUCAACAAGCUGACACAGUCUGUCGAGCGGCUGAGAGAGGCCAUUGCUAUGUAUGAUGUGCAGCGCAAGGCGCAGGCUGGGGAAAGCAACGCUACGAAACAGGCCCUCAGCGAAGCGCAGAUGGAGAUAGAAACGAUCAACGUGGAAAAGAAGCAGUUAUUUCUACAGUGGAACAGUAGUGUGCUGGGUAUGCGCAGGAGAGACGAAGCACACGCCGCCAUGCAGGAGGCACUAAGUCAGCAGCACCAGUACGUAAGAAAUUUGGAGACUGAAAUGCAAGGAUUCAAGAAGACAGUGAGCCAAGAGCAGGAACAGAAUGAGAAACUGACGUAUUUGCAAAACAAAAGUGAAUCCGAAUUGGCGCAACUUAAGAAGACCGUCUCGCAGACGCAGACGAAACACGAAGUGCUCCAGCAAGAGUACACAACAUACGCGCGCAUCAUGCAGGAGACGGACCAGGCGGCCGCGCGCGCCGAGGCCGACAAGAACACCCAGCAGAUGGAGCUGUCGUCGCUGCAGACGCAGACCGAGCGCGAGCACGCUGAGCGGUCGCGGCUCGAGGCGGCCAUCGUCACGGCGAUGCGCGCCAAGCUGACGGCGAAGAACGCCGCGCUGUACAACGAGCGGACGACGGAGCGCGUCGCGACGCAGCUCAGGGAGACGGAGGCGGCGCUCGCGCGUGUCGACAACGACGCGUCGGCGGCGGCGCUGCGCGUCACCUACGCUCACAACGUCGCCGCGCAGCAGCGGCGUACGGGCGGCAUGCUCGACGUGCGGGUAGCGGACGCGCGUGGCGUGCUUGCGCGGCGUGAGCGAGAGAUCCGGAAGCGCGGCGCGGUGAUCGAGCGCAAGCAGACGAUCAUCGAGCAGCUGCAGCGACGCGCCGCGACGAUGCUCGCCGCGACCGGCGGCCUCGAGAUCGGCCCGCUCGAGAUGCAGGCGGCGUCGCUGCGGCGAUCGAUCGACGACGUCGACCGGCAGGGGGCGCUGCUGCAGAAGCUGUGGCUGCGCGAGCAGACGGAGCUCGUGCGGCUGACGCGCGACGGCGCGCGGGAAGGCGCCGACGUCAACGAGCUUCGCAAGCGACUGACGAUCCUCUUCCAGAAGCGGCUGCGCGCCGAAGCCGACAUCAAGCGGCAGGGCGACGAGAUGCGCGAGAUCGAGCGCGGCACGCGCAGCCUCCAGAACGACAUGAUCAAGCUGAACACGCUCGUGCACCGCGAGAGCGGCCUGCACAGCGCCCUCGAACAGGACAACGCGCUCGCCGAGAUGGACUUUGUGCAGGCGCUCAAGGCUGCUGAGCUUGAGGCAGUGCAGCUGAAGAACCAACUGGAGGCAACGAGUGAGGAGAAGGAGCGUUUGCUCGCGAGUUUGAUCGAGGCCGAGCGACAGAUCAUGCUGUGGGAGAAGAAGGCACAGCUGGCGCGGGAAGCCCGCGACGCUGUCGACUCGGAGGCAGGCCGUGGCGAGGCGCGUGCGAUGCGCACCGAGAUCCACCGCAUGCGCGUGCGGCUCGGUGAGCUGGCGCGCGCGCAGGAGCGGCUCGUGCAGGACACCGAGCGCAGCGUGUCGAAGCGCGACGCCAUCGCGGCGCGCGGCGAGGCGCAGACGCGCGCCGGUAACGUCGUCACGCACGCGACGCUGCACAAGCAGCAGGUGGAGACGCGUCGCAGCGUCACGCGCGUGCGCCGCGAGGCCGAGAUGUGUGAGCAGGAGCUACACGAGCUGCAGCAGCUGCAGGAGGAGAUCGGAGCGCAGCUUGAUGAGCGGCAGGCGGCGGUGCGGCACGCGCGCGAGCAGCUCACGGAGGCGGACACCCGCAUGCAGGCGCUCGCAGACGCCAAGCACGUUAACCUCGUGCGCAUCGUCAGCCGGCAGCAGCGGGGCAAGCGAUACGAGGCGGCGAGCGAGGGCAAGUACAAGCUGCUCUGCAAGGACACGGUCGCCGUGGCGACGGAGCGGCAAAGGCAGACGGAGCGGAUGCAGCAGCUUGAGCAGAUCGUGAGGAGCCUGGAAGCUGAGCAUCCGCAGAUUAGGCUUCGAACGACCAGGAUGAGGAUGGGUAUCACGCCUACCUGAUGUCUGUCACCAACGUACUGCCGUACGCUAGACGUGUUCUCUGACGUUGCAUGUGUAUGUCGCACAAACUCGUGAGUGAUGGUGGAGUGAGACACAUUGCAAAGCCUCAGCAUGAAGAUUAGGCAACAGGUUCCAGCGCCAUCUUGUGGCAUUCAGCGACCUCUCAAAGUGCAGUUGGAGUUAAAAUUUAUAUCCGUACAGCCUUUAGUGUCCUAUAGUGGAUUCAACAAGAUGAAGUUAUAUGCCUCCCAGUCUAUGUGAUGUUAAAAAUCAAUGCCACCUGGGUCGCCAGAUGACCAAAUUUGAACACUGCAUAAUUAGCAGAAUCUGAAUUUGCUGUCACCUUUAUAUGUGGAAACGUUUACAGUUUUUAGAACAUAUUUAUUUACCUGUUAAUAGCCUGCUAGGAGUAAAGUUGGCACUCUUUCAGGUUAUUUUUUAAUACGUUAAGAUUAGCUAGUUUUUCCUCAGCACGUUUGUGUGCUCUCGCUCUUAGCCAUUGUUAUAGUGUUUGUUAGACAAGCUGUGACAUGAAGAAGUGGUUUCCUAUUUUACCUUUAUUUGUGUUGCAUAUAACACUUUGCGCAUUAAUUUGUAUCAUUUAUAGUGGACGUACAUUAGCAUUCUAUCCUAUGUGCAGUGUGGAGUGAUUGCAGUGGCGUUUAAAAUACACCGAAUGAUUUCAA